Messenger RNA from Vanessa atalanta (red admiral), 2206 nucleotides. RefSeq names its product glycerophosphodiester phosphodiesterase GDPD5-like. Gene Ontology annotation, cellular component: periplasmic space. NCBI's taxonomy places the organism in Eukaryota, Metazoa, Arthropoda, Insecta, Lepidoptera, Nymphalidae. Bases 273 to 1427 code for a protein of 384 amino acids. Gene Ontology annotation, biological process: lipid metabolic process. Gene Ontology annotation, molecular function: glycerophosphodiester phosphodiesterase activity. The record is from RefSeq and is a predicted model, not a curated record. The transcript has 2 exons.
GCUAAUAUACAAAGUAUUAAAUGACGAGCAGGAAAAUAAUUUAAUCGCAAUGUAAUAGUUUCAUCGACACUUUCCUUAUUAUUUUACCAACCUCAACUCAUUUUAUCUCAUGUGACGGCAAAUAGCAGAUGUGUGGUUUUAUUUAAAACAAAAAAUAAUAAAACUUAUAGCGCGGAAAUAAGAACUAAACAUUUUAUUACGCGCCUGUAAAUAUUUUAAGGAGGUACUCGACAGAUAAUAAUUCGUGAAUCUUUGUUUUCUUUACGAGUUGCAUGUUAUUUGAGUGGAAAAUGACUAAAGGAAAAGCGUUAAGUCUAACUGGAGUAGUUGUGCUUCUUGUGAUUGGAGGCUUAACGGUAGCAUUUGCAACUCCCAUUGCGUCGGAUCCAACCAAAUCCAUCAACAAUGGACCUGAUUCUUGUUCACCGGUUAUUAUUGCACAUCGAGGCGCAAGUGGUUAUGUACCAGAACAUACGCUUGGGUCAUAUGCCCUCGCUAUAACAAUGGGAGCUGACUACGUUGAACCUGAUCUUGUAAUGACAAAAGACGGACAUCUAAUAUCAAGACAUGACAAUGUACUAGGAUUAACUACAGAUGUUGCGAGUCAUCCAGAGUUUGCCAAUCGUCACCGGACUCAGACAGUUGAUGGAACCGAAAUUAGUGGUUGGUUCACGGAGGACUUUACCCUAGCUGAAAUUAAAACUUUGAGAGCCGUUGAACGUAUACCGGAUAUAAGACCAGGCAAUGCACGAAUGGACGGCGCUUUUCAAAUCGCUACUUUCCAAGAAAUUAUUGAUCUUGUAAAAGGUAUGCAAAGAAGUCAACGACGAACAAUUGGUAUUUAUCCUGAAAUAAAACAUAGUAGUCACUUCAGUAAUAUAGGUUUGCCAAUGGAAGAGCUUGUCGUCAAUACAUUCCAUAGAAAUGGAUAUUUAGAUUCCAACUCUCCGGUUUACAUUCAAUCAUUUGAAGUAAACAAUUUGAAAGAAUUAAAGAAACUAACUAAUCUUAGACUACUGCAAUUAUUCGAAAGUGACAAAUCCCUCCAACCAGCAGAUCAAGCUUUGCUUAAUACCAGCCUUACGUAUGGCAAUAUGUCUACUCCGGAAGGAUUAGCUGAAGUUGCAAAAUAUGCUGCAGCAGUUGGUCCAGACAAGAGCUUCAUAAUUCCCCGUAACGAGGAUAACACUCUCGGCGAGCCUACCAGCUUUGUCGAAGAUGCUCAUGCAGUCGGUCUAAAAGUGCACCCUUAUACAUUCCGUGCUGAAAACACUUACUUGCCUAAGGAAUUUCAGAGUGACAAUCCAGCAAAAUCUGCUUCCGGUGACUUAAUGGGUGAACUGCGAAAGUUUAUUGAGGCUGGAAUUGAUGGACUUUUCUCAGAUCAGCCGGACAUUGCCGUACGGCUACGAGGCCCAUGCUUAUAAGCCGACCGAUUUUAUGUAGUAUGCAAUUUAUACUUAAAUACUAGCUAAUAUUAUAUUAUUUUUCUGUAAAUAUUAAUAAUCUGAUUCGAUUCUACGUUAGUCAAUGGUAUUACGGCAGACACAGUUGCAGCAGUUGCUGCACUCGCGUAAAGAUUAACAAAAGUUUCAAUUCAAUCAUUCGAACGAAGCAUUUUUGAUACAAAUGUAGCAUCGAAUAUGAACAAAAGCAAACAUGAUUAAUAUUAAGUAACAUUGCUUUUAAAAUAUUUGAAUCGUCUAAUUAAUACAUUAACAAUAAAUGUAUAUAAUAUUAUAGUUCUUUACUGUUAUUCCAUAUAAGAACGUAUUUCACAGUAUUAGAAUAAUGUUAAUGUUAUUUUGGUUAAUCAUUAAAAGAGAUUGUAUUAUCUUCUUCUGAAUGACAAUUCAAAGAUUACAGAAAGAGAAAAAUCUAAUUUUAAUUAAGCAACGCUUUUACGAGUACAUAGUAAGACCGUAAAUAAAUAACAUAUCCGUCAACCCUUGAUUAGCCUAAGUUUUAUCAUUUAUAACAACACUUGAGAAACUCACCAAUACAUUUUUGUUAACAAUCACAAACCGACCUUUAGUGUAAAACUUUAAAUAUCGCAUUAAACAUAUUAUUUUAAUUUGUGUUUAAGCUAAAUAGUCUUGUUUCUUUAAAUCGGUCCUAUUUUCUCAAUAGUAUAUCUGAGGUCGCUAUAGUUAUUGGAAUUGCAACUAUUUUAUUGUACAAAUGACAAAUAUUAAAAAAAAUAUCU